Polychytrium aggregatum is the source of this 1958-nucleotide messenger RNA. RefSeq names its product GPCR-chaperone-domain-containing protein. The transcript is spliced from 7 exons. Gene Ontology annotation, molecular function: protein binding. The record is from RefSeq and is a predicted model, not a curated record. The coding region runs from base 122 to 1849 and encodes 575 amino acids. NCBI's taxonomy places the organism in Eukaryota, Fungi, Chytridiomycota, Chytridiomycetes, Polychytriales. Gene Ontology annotation, cellular component: cytoplasm.
CGACGACGACAACGACAACGACGGCGAGCAGAGUGUCCCGGAUUGUCUUCUUUUCGACACAGCACCCCGCUCUCAGAGCAGACCAUCCAUCUUCCCACCCCUGAUUCCGCCCGCCGCAGCCAUGGAUGCCGCCGGUGCCGCCGGUGCCGCUAACGACUACUCUCUCCAUCGGCUUGUGUUCCUCGACAACACCAGCGGCCUCAAAGACGCUCUUGAGGCGCAGAAACCCCAUCCAGGAGUCGAUGUUCUGUUCAGGGGGCAAACGCCACUCACUCUCGCUAUCGCUCUGGGCCGCAAGGCGUGCGUCCAGCUUUUGCUGGAUGGCGGCGCCAGCGUCAUGCUCAAGAACUCUCAAGGAUGGGAUCCUUUCCAGGAGGCCAUCAGCUACGGCGACCGAGAGACCAUCCGGUCCGUGUUUCUGAAGCGAAGGGAGUACUUCCAGCUGUGGUUCGAGGACAAGGGCAAGAAGCUGCUGCAGGAUCUCUCGACGGACAUCAAAGACUUUUACUUGGAGAUCCACUGGCAAUUCAAGAGCUGGGUGCCGUUCCUGAGCUCGUUUUGUCCGUCCGACACUUACAAAAUCUACAAAAAGGGUACUUCGGUCCGGGUCGAUACCACCCUGGUCGGAUUCGAGGGAUUCUCGUGGGUGCGGGGCAAGCUCUCGAUCAUAUUCUUCGGCGACAGUGACAAUGGAGAGCCGCGAUUGGUGAUCUGCGACCGCGAGCGCAAGGUCGUCCAGCAGCUCUACCCGCGAGAUGUGGCCAUCUCCGAGAAGGAGAUUGAAGAGGAAAUCUCGCUUGGACUCAAUAGCCCACAGUUUUCCGCGCCCGACGUCGACAUCCAGGGAUUCAAGUUCUCCCGUGCCCAAACCGGAUUCUGGAACAAGUGCGACCGAAACGAGCGUGUCGGUUUCUAUGAGACCCAGGUCUGGAAUCUCAACCAGUUCCAGGUUCACACCAUGAAGCGCACCGAGCAUCUCGAUGCCAACCCCAAGCCCAGCAAGCACGCCCGGUCUCCGGCCGAUAGCUGCCCUCCACAGCACGAGCUGGAGGACAUGCGCCUCGACAGCGAAGAGACGAUUGCCGAUGCACCUGAAGAGACCGAGGUCGUCAACUAUAUCGCCAAGGUUGCCCGGACCUCGAUCGAGCUGGCGCGGGACGACGACGGGCUGGACUGGAGCAACAGCCACAAGGUGCUGGCAGGAUCGACUCCGCAGAUUCCGUACCGGCCCUCGCUCGAUCCACCAGAGGACGCCGUCCAAAUGUCGUACCAGGAGUACUUUGAUCUCGGCAUGAAGGAUCGCUUUGUGCAUCUUGGGCGGCCGCUCAAGGUCUCGACCAACUCCAAGACCUUCAAGGCGUCGCUGUGGAUGUACGACUGCGAUUCGGAAGCCUGCCGCUACAUCGAGGACGAGAAGCAUCGCCGGAUGGAGGUCCUGGGAACGGAGUCGGAAGACGCCAGCGACGGGGCCUCCGUGCACUCGUACCGCACCUCUGAUUUUAUCAUUCCGUCGCUUCAGUCGCCCGAUUUCCCGCUGCAGGCCAAGAACAUCGAGCCCCUCUUUGAUCUGAUUGGGCUGUCCAACAACGACGACGCCCACAUUCAGUCGCUCCAGAGCUUCUUCCACUCAAAUCUGCCCAAGGGGUUCCCGGUCCAGCUCGAGAUUCCCAUUGGCAUGUAUCCGCUCUCGGCCAUGGUGACGUUCCAGAACAUCCAGACGCUCAAGGGUCGCGGCCAAGGCGACGCCGAAGGCUUUGACAUCGAUGACUCGGUAUUCGACAUUCCGGGCGAGCGGGAGGGAUACUCGGUCGGCAUCGUCAAGUCCAUCUCGGGAAUGCCGGCCGCGUGAGGGGUGUUUUGCGUGGGGUCCUCGAUAGCGGCCUUGUAGUUGUCCUGGUCCCACACAUUGCAGACACAUAUAGCACGGCGGGUCUGGAAGCUGGUGGCGAAUUAGAGAC